UUGGCUGCUUGAUUAUAAAUAAAGGGCACUCCUCUGCUAAAGAAGCACACAGCAGCAAGCAUCUCCUUCUCAAACUAGUAGUAUUAUUCUUCCAUUCCGUUCUACAUAUAAUCAUUCAUAAUGGGUGUUUUCACAUUCGAGGAUGAAAUCAACUCCCCUGUGGCUCCUGCUACUCUUUACAAGGCCCUGGUUACAGAUGCCGACAACGUCAUCCCAAAGGCUCUUGAUUCCUUCAAGAGUGUUGAAAACGUUGAGGGAAAUGGUGGCCCAGGAACCAUCAAGAAGAUCACUUUCCUUGAGGAUGGAGAAACCAAGUUUGUGCUGCACAAAAUAGAAAGCAUUGAUGAGGCGAACUUGGGAUAUAGCUACAGCGUGGUUGGGGGUGCUGCAUUGCCAGACACGGCGGAGAAGAUCACAUUCGACUCCAAAUUGGUUGCUGGUCCCAAUGGAGGGUCUGCUGGGAAGCUCACUGUCAAAUACGAAACAAAAGGAGAUGCUGAGCCCAACCAAGACGAACUCAAAACUGGAAAAGCCAAGGCUGAUGCUCUCUUCAAGGCCAUUGAGGCUUACCUUUUGGCCCAUCCCGAUUACAACUAAUCCUCUUCAACUUACUUGUUAUCACUUUCUUGCUUUUUCUUGCUUGGAGACUUAUCCAAUCACUCUGUGCUCAACUUAAGUUGCCUUACAAUGUAUCCAGUCUUUCCUUUCUUCUUUCCUUUUCCCAUAUAAUCGUGAGACUUAUGAUAUAUCUGUGUCUCACUUCAUCAAUAAUAAAUUAUAAUAAAGAAGAGCAAUCAUUACAACUUUUGUUUCUCU
Messenger RNA from Glycine soja, 816 nucleotides. Its product is annotated as stress-induced protein SAM22. The transcript is spliced from 2 exons. The record is from RefSeq and is a predicted model, not a curated record. The coding region runs from base 121 to 597 and encodes 158 amino acids. Gene Ontology annotation, cellular component: cytoplasm; nucleus. Gene Ontology annotation, biological process: abscisic acid-activated signaling pathway; defense response. Lineage: Eukaryota; Viridiplantae; Streptophyta; Magnoliopsida; Fabales; Fabaceae. Gene Ontology annotation, molecular function: abscisic acid binding; signaling receptor activity; protein phosphatase inhibitor activity.